AUGCCCUCAGUAGCUGGUGAACAACAACAAGUUCCACAACAGGCAAAUUCCAAGCCAGUGUCUGCUUUUAGACAAUCCGUUACUUCAAUUACAAGCAAAAAUAAAUGGGUAUCACCAUUUAGACAACAUCAACAUGAACAACAAUCAAAUCCAACCGUUAGAAUUGGAAAAUCUGAAAAAUUGAAAAGAGAAGAAGCUGAGCAAGCAGCAGCAGAAGCAUCUUCAACUUCAACUACAACUCCAGCAGCUAAAAAGCAAAAAUCUAACACAUCUGAACCAAUCAAUCCUUCAAUUGACCCAAAAAUUUUGAAACAAAAACAAGCAGCAUUACAACAACAAGCAGAAACUUCAACUAGUAAGAAAAUUAGAAAUGAAGAUAAACUUAUCGAUCUUGGUGGUGGUUUGAAAAUGAGUCAAGCAGCAAUUGACAAAAUCGCCAGAGAAAGAUUAGCUAAAGAUCUUGAAGAUAUUGAUACAAAAGCUUCAGCUCAAGCUAAGUUAAGAGAUCAAAGAUAUCAAAAGAAAUUAGAAUUACAAGCUUUGAAAGAAGAAAACAAAACCAAUUCAAAAUUUGCUAAAUUCAAAAAGAAGCUUGAUUUGGAAAAAAAGAACAUUCAAUCUGAACAUGAUAGAAAAGUUAAGGAGAUUGAAGCUACAAUCGCUAGUUUAGAUAAACAAAUUGUUGAUUUUGAUAAGAAGACAAAAGAAGAAAUCGAACAAUCAAACAAAGAUGCUGAAUUAGCAACUAAAGAAGCCGAAGCUAAAUUGUUUAAAGAUAAAGAAACCACUUCCAAAGAAGCAGCAAAUUUGGAAAAGGAAAAUUUACAAACCAUUCAUGAUCACCAAAUUGAACAAAAAAGAAGUGAAAUUACAACAAGAGUUUUACAUGCUAAACAAAGUGAAUAUGAACUAGAAUUAGAACUCUUAGAGUUGAAAUUAGCUCAAAGUAAAAAAGAAUUAUCUGAACAAACUGAAACUAAUACUGAGCAUACUGCUAUUAGAGAUGAAUUGGAAUCUAAGAUCGCUGCUACUAAAUCUGCGAUUUCUGAAAAUAGUGAAAAGAUCUCCAAAUCAAAAGCUAGUCAAUUGGAAUCCGCUAGAAGUUUGAAAUCCGCCGAAAGUGAAUUAGAAGCUUCAAAAGAUUCUGUUGAAUCAUUAAAGAAACAAUUAGCUGAUUUGAAAGCUGGUAAAUCUGACAGAGAUGCUAGAUUACAAGAAGCUAUUGCUAAGAGAAAAGCUUAUGAUGAAGAGCAAGAAAGAUUUCGUUUAGAAGCUGAAGAAAAGGCAAGAAUUGAAGCUGAAGAAAAAGCCAAACGUGAAGAAGAAGAAAGAAUUCGUAAGGCUGAAGAAGAAGAAAGAUUACGCAAAGAAGCUGAAGAAAAGAAGCGUCUUGAAGAAGAAGAAAGACAAAGAAAAAUUGAAGAAGAAGCUAAAUUAGCUGAAGAAAAGAAGAAAAAACAUGAAUUGGCUGUUGCUUCUUUUGGUGAUGACUUAGAUACUAGAAAAGCUAAGUUAGAUACUGAAAUCGCUGAGAAGAAAUCUAAUGGUGGCAACGUUGAUGAAAUUGCUUUAUUAGAAUUAGAAAGAAAACAUUUGAAUUCUUGGACCUAUGAAAAUCAAACCACCAAGGACAAAGAGCUUGGUGAUUCUUUGGUCAAAGCUAAAAAAGAUCAAGAAAUUAAAAACAAACUCGCAGAAAAAGAAGCAAAGAGAAAAGCUGCCAUUGAAGAAAAGGAAGCUAAAAAGAAUGCUGCUUUGAAAGCUAAAGAAGAAAAGAGAAAGGAAAAAGAAGCUAAAAAGAGAGGUUCUGCUAUUCCAGUUGCCGCUGGUGCUGCCGUUGGUACUGUUGCUGCUGGUGCUGCCGGUGCAACUGCUGCCGGUGUUUCUGCCACAGACAAAACUGCUUCUGGUGCUAAAGCUAUUGCUUCUGAAGCUUCAAAAGCUCCAACUUCAAAAUCAGCAGAACCAAAACCUAUUUCAAGUGGAGCAAAUACAGCUUCUACUUCUACUUCUGCUCCAGUUGCUAGAGAACGUCCAGCUUCUCCUCCAAAUGCUAAGAAAGGUGAAAGAAAAUCAAGAAGAAGCUCUUUUUUUGGUUUCUUCAAGAAGAGAAAUAGUGAUGAUUCAAUUUCACCAGUUCGUGACUCCAAAACCAAAGCUACAGCUGGCCCAUUAGGUGUUCCAACUACUACUGAUGCUGUUAAAGGCGCGGAAGAAUCUACUAAACCAGAAACUGAUGCUAAAGUUAAUGAUAGUGUCACCAAGGGCACUGAAUCAAAAACCAAAGCUUCAACUGGAUUAGCUCCUGCUGCUGCUACUGCCGCUGGUGUUGCAGGUACUGCUGCUGCUCUUGAUGUUACUGGUGGUGAUUCAUCUAAAGCUACUGGUCCUAUCACCGGUUCUUCCAAGGACUUGGAGGCUAAAGAACCUCGAGAUGUUGCUGGAGAACCAAAGAAUAUCACUACUGUUGAUAAAUCAACCCAAGUUGAACCAGAAUCUGCUGAAAAGACAACUGAAUUGGAUCAUGAAGCAAAUCCAGUUGUUUCUGGUAAAGCUGACGAAGAUGUCAUUGUUCCAGGUACACAUGCUGGUACUGCUACAAAUGAUAAUGCUGAAUUAGAUCCAAAAGUUAAUACCAAUCAAAUCAAAGAUUCAAACGAUUUUGGUGCUUCUGAUAUUGAAAAUGUUACUGGUAAAGAAUUUACUACUUCUAUUAUCAAAGGUGGUGAAGAUCCAAUUUUAGCUGUUAAAGCUGCUGAUCCAAACAUUAGCUUAGAAGAGAUCACAUUAGAGCAAGCAAAGAGAGAAGAAAAUGUUUUAGCUGUCGUUGCAGGUCAUGAUUCCACUCUUCAAGAAAUUAAGAGAAAUCAAUUAUACUCAGCUGGUCAAUCAAGUGCUCCUGUCUCUAAAGAUAGUGAUGCUGCUGGUUUUGAACAUUCAACUCACCCAGAUGCAACAACUGCCCCAACAACUGCUGGUUUAGCUGAUGAUACUACACAUACCAGUGAUGUUCCAGCAAUAGAAACCAAAAAUGCUAAUGCUUCUUAUUCAGUUCCACCUAUUGAAUCUUCAGAACCAAAACAUGCGUAUCAUGAUAAUUACGGUGCAGGAAUUGUUGCUGCUACUGGUGCCGCUGGUGCUGGUUACGCUUUGGGUCAACAUGCUAAUCCUGAUAGUGGCGUUGAAGUUGCUCCAAAAGAUACAGAUGAACUCUCUCCACAAGAAGCUUCUAACAUUUAUGAUGCUCAUCAUGGUGCAGGUGUUUUAGCUGCUACUUCUGCUGCCGGUGCUGGAUAUGCUGCUGGUCAUACUGAAGGUAGACUCCAACAAGAGCCAGUUCAAGCUCAAAAAGGUGUUGAAGCUACUCCAGCUGCCCCAGAAGACACUAAAGAACUCUCUUCACAACAAGCUUCUAAUAUUUAUAAUGCUCAUCAUGGUGCAGGUGUUUUAGCUGCCACUUCUGCUGCCGGUGCUGGUUACGCUGCUGGUGAUGCUGAAAAUAGAGCCCAACAAGGAUCAGCUCAAGCUCAUCAAUCUUAUCCAAAACAAGGUCAACAACAAAGAGGUCAUCAAGGUAGUUUUCCAUCUCAUAAUAAACCACAAAAUGCGUAUAACAAUACUCGUGAUGCAAUCAUCGGUGGUGCUACUGGUUUAGGUGCGGGUACUGCAGGUGGUUAUGGUGCUGCUAAAGCUAUCGGUAGAGAUAAUAGUGCUCCACAAAAUGCUCCAUCCCAACCUCAACAACAAUAUCAACAGCCUCAACAAAAAUCACAAGCCGUUGAUAUACCAGUUGCACAACAUCAAACCAAAGACGCUGAACCUAAAAAUAUAUCUGGUAUUCCAUCGGAUGUUGCUGCUGGUGUUUUAGCUGCCACUGGUGCUGCUGGUGCAGGUUAUGCUUUAGGUCAUAAAUCUGCUACAGAAUCAACAUCACCUAAACCAAAAGAAGAACAUAAAUUCUUAUCAAAUUAUGAAGAACCAAACCAAAGAACUUCAAUAGCAGCCACUGCUGGUACUGAAGAGUUGAAAGACACUGCUUCAAAACCAUCAACUAUUCCGGGUACCCAAAUUCCAGUUGAUUCCAAAGCAGAAGCCGAAUAUGAUGCUUCAUUUGCUCACCAAGCUCCAUCAUCUUCAGAAAAAGCUCCAGUUUCAAAAGUUGUAGCUUCAGGUAAAACUGCUGCUGCUACCACAACAGGUGCCGCUGCUGCUGCAACUACCACUACCGCUACUUCUGGUUUAGCUUCUACUAAAACUCAAAAAUCAACUGAACAAUCUCAAUAUCCAACAGGUACUUAUAGUGAACCUGGUUCUGUUGCUAUCCCAAAAUCUCAAAAAUUUGAAGUUGUUGGUGGUGAUCAUUUAAAACCAGUAUCUGAAGCUGAAUCAAAGCAAGAUACUCAUACUUCAAAAACCAAACCUGAAACCGGUGCUGGUGUUGGUGCUGGAUUAGGUGCUGUUACUGGUGCUGGUGUUGGUGCUGCUGGAUUAUCCAAAUCAACUGAUUCUACUGCUGAUGCUAAAGCUCCAACUUUGAAAGAUUCUAAAGAUACCGUCUCUAAAAAGGAUGAUGCUCCAUUGAACAAAGGUUCAUAUGUCGAGCCACCUGCUGUUUUGAUCCCAGAAUCACAAAAAUUCAAAGUUACUGAUACAUUUAAACCAGAAUCAAAAUCCACUUCAGCUGCUAUUGAUACCCCUUCAUCAACAAAAGCUGAUACAACUUCUGCUACAAAAGAUAUUAACAGUGAACCAAGCUCAUCAGCAAAAGACAAAAGCAUCGGUGCUGCUGUUGCUGCAACAGCUGCUGGUGCACUAGGUGGUGCUGCAAUUUCUAAUAAAGGUUCAAAACCAACUGAAUCAGAAAGAGAAUUAGAUUCUUCUGUUAAGCCUGAAAUUUUGACUGAUUCAUCAAUUGCUCCAAAAGUUAUCUCAGUUUCUGAACCACAUAAUAUUCCACCAGUAUCACAAGAAAAAACAAUUGAAUCAGAACCUAUCACCACAUCAGGUACUAAAACUCUAGAUCCAUUUGCUGCUGGUGAACCAACUGAAGAAAGCACUGAAGAUUACACCACCACUUCUCGUGAAGGUACUCCAGAACCAGGUGUUGCUGGUGUUGCUAUUGUUGCUCCAGGUUCUGCUGAAGGUACCCCAGGUAAAGGUAAGAAUGCUAAGAAAAACAAAAAGAAGAGAGAAGCUAAAAAGAAGAAGAAGGCAGUUUCUUCACCAGGUCGUGACUUAGAAAGCUCACCAGAACCAGAAGAUGUUUCAUUCAGCAACAUUGAUGAUGUUACAACCAAGAACGCCUCUACUGAACCAACCAAAGAUUCAACUUUAAGUGGUAUUGGUAGUACUGUUGGUGGUGCCUUAGCUGGUGCUGCUACUGCUGUUGGAUUAUCUUCAGCUGCUGGUAAUGAAUCUGACAAGAAAGCCAUUGAAGAAGAUGUUCUUCCAGGAUCUUUCCCUUCAUCUGGAGUUAAAUCAUUAGAUACCGGUGUUUCUACCACAGGCGAACAACCUGUUUCAAAAUCAUUGAAAUCAGAUAUUACAUCAGGCUCUACUUCUGCUGCAAAAUCUACAGGUGCUAGUGCUUACAAAGAACCUUCUGUUGUUGAAAUUCCAGAAGAUCAAAAGUUCUCUGUCGAAUCUGGUGUUUCUCAAAAGACACAUGAACCAGAAGUUACCACAGGUAAACCAGAAAAGAAAGAUUUAGGUUCUACUUUAGGUGCUACUGGUGCUGGUGCUGGUAUUGGUGCAGCUGUUUCAGGUGUUGCUGCUAAAUUAACCGGUGAUAAACAAGAAUCUACAACUGGUUAUCAACCACGUGAAGGUGUUGAAAUUCCAGAAGAUCAAAAAUUGAAAGUUCAACCAGGUGUUUCAAAAGAAACUCAUGCUAAGGAAUUAUCAUCAGAAAAAUCACCUGCUUCAACAUCCACCCCAGAUGAAAAACAACCAUCUUCAUCAGGUCCAGGAAUUGUUGAAACUGCUGCUAUCGCUGCUACAGGUGUUGCUUUAACAGGUGCUGCCGUCUUUGAAAGCACCAAAGAUAAAGUUGUCAAUGCAGUUUCUGGUGAAGCCAAUGAAGUUCAAGGUCUUGGUGCUACAUUAAAAGAUGCUAAAGCUGCUGAAAAUUUGGCCCAACACAAGGAUUCUAAUCGUGUUGAAAUUGUUGAUUCUGCUUAUUAUAGUACUUUAGAUCCAAAGAAUGCUGGUAAGAGAUUAUCUCAUAACAGUUCAAAUGAUGGAUCAGAAAAAGCAGACACUAAGAAAUCCGAAACUACUGGAUUAGGUAUUGGUGCUGCUACUGCUGGUGCUGGUGCCAUUGGUGCUGGUGUUGCUUCUGCUGUCGGAGGCGAUCAAUCUAAAUCUACUGAAAAAGAUAUUAAAGGUAAAGAAUCAGCUGCCGCCAUUCCAAAAGCUAAGGAUGAUGCUUCAAGAGUUAGUGAAUCUCAACCACUAGGCUCAAAACCAUCAACCACUGCUGCUCUUGGAUCUGCUGAAGUUGCAUCAAAACCAUCAACAACUAAAGCUGCUGCUUCUAAACCAACCACAUCUACUGCUUCUAAACCAGUUGUUAAAGAAGCUCCAAAAUCUGAAAAACCAGAAAAGAAAUUCUCAUUCAGAAAAUUAUUCAAAUCUGAUAAAAAAUCUUCAAAAGAUUCUUCUCCAGUUUCAACCGCAACUACACCAGUUAAAAAAUCAACUGAUAAAGUUACAAAAGAUACUGCUUCAACAACAAAAGCUGCUACAGGUGCUGCUACAGGAACAGCUGCUGCUGGAAUUGCUGCUGUUACUGCUGCUUCAUCAUCAAAACCUGAAACUAAAUCAGGUCCAUCAACUACCAAAGAUACCACAGUUAAACCAACUUCAACUGAAUCAACCUCAAAAGACAUUAAACCAUCAACUACUAAAUUAGGUGUUGAAUCUAAAGAUGUUAAACCAAGUACUAUUGCUGCUGGUACUUCAACUUCAUCAAAAGAACUAACCACCACCACCUCAAAAGAUAUUAAACCAAAAACUGAAGAAAUUGCUGCUUCUUCAAACUUAGGUUCUAAAUCAUCAACUACAAGUGAUUCAACUAAUGUCAAAACUUCUAAAACCCCAUUAGAUGAUAAAGCUCCAAUUAAAGAUACUAAACCAAUCGCUGCUGAAGGUAAAAGUUCUUUAAUUUCUGAAGAAAAGAAAAUUGAAUCAUCAAAAUCAGAUAUUGAUCCAUCAACUAAAGAACAAAUCACCGGUUAUGUUGGUGCUGGUUUAGCUGCUGCUGGCUUAACUGGUACUGCUGCUGCCAUUUCCGGUAAUCAAUCAUCAUCAAAUGAUGUUGAAAAAUCAACAACUAAUGCUACUGCUACUACUGGUCCUUCUACUACUGGUAAAGAUUCAUCUAUUGCUGCUUCAGGUGAACAAACCACUGGUAAAGAUGUCGGUGCUACUAGUACUACUUUAGAUUCAAAUGCUGCUAUUGAAUCUAAAGAUGUUGAUCCUCAACAAACUUAUGAUAAUGAUUCAUUAUAUUCAUAUCGUGAAGAAAUCGAUUAUGAAGAAGUUCCAGUUAAUGAAGAAGAAGAUGGAUUAUUAGAAAAAGUUGUUAAAGCUGCUGUUGAUUAUACAACUUCAAUUAUUUAA
Messenger RNA from Hansenula ciferrii, 7623 nucleotides. Its product is annotated as Mucin-17. The transcript has a single exon. NCBI's taxonomy places the organism in Eukaryota, Fungi, Ascomycota, Saccharomycetes, Phaffomycetales, Wickerhamomycetaceae. The record is from RefSeq and is a predicted model, not a curated record. The coding region runs from base 1 to 7623 and encodes 2540 amino acids.